CUUUGUGAAAGCAAAUAAAAUCCAGAACCUUCGUGCAGGGUAGGGUGUCUGAUGAUAGCAGCAGCAGCAAAUCUUGAGUUCCUAUCAUCCUGAAGUGGUGCAAGCAAUAAUGGCCCCUACUACUAUGAGAGCUGCCCGUUACCAUCCUGAUUCGAACAAAUGCUCGGUAGACGAAAUAUCAGUUCCCGGCUUCACGGGAGACGAGAUUUUGGUCAAGGUUGCUUCUGCAAGUCUGUGUCAUUCUGAUCUUAUGCUCUUCGAUGGAUCAAUACCUGCGACUGAGCCAGUGACAAUGGGUCACGAAGGUGUUGGAUAUGUUGAAGAAAUGGGUGCAAAUGUCACGGGGUUCAAAAAAGGCGAUCGAAUUGGCUUCCUUUACAUUAAAGGGGUCUGUUUUGAGUGCGAAGGAUGUCUUGUGCACAACCUGAAUUGUAAACUCGGAACAGCGGCGAUCCAAGGCUUCCAAUGUGAUGGCAUGUUCGCCGAAUACGCAGCAGUGGACUACCGCAACGCCAUCAUCCUUCCCGAGAAUCUCAGUAUGGAAACAUCUGCACCAUACUUUUGCGCUGGAAUUACAGCGUUCCAUGGUGUGGACUCUUGCGAGCUUAAGCCCGGUCAGUGGAUGGCCAUUGUGGGUUGCGGGGGUCUCGGCCAGAUGGGAAUUCGUUUCGCGAAGGCCAUGGGAUUGAAAGUCGUGGGCAUUGACAUCAACGACGAAGUGCUCGCAGAAGCAAAAGAAAACGGAGCCGAUGUAACGAUCAACAGCAGGCAACCAGACUUCGCCGAGCACGUGAAGAAUUUAACUCGAGAUGGAGCGGACGCAGCCGUGGUCUUCAGUGCAGCGCAGGCUGCCUACGACAGCGCCACUAAAGUUCUUCGCAUAGGCGGCGUCCUGAUGGUGAUAGGACUGCCGGCGAAGCCUUUGCAAUUCUCGGCUUUGGAUUUGAUGCGGAAACUGUAUCAAAUCAGAAGUGAAAGCACGGGUCCCCCACAGCAAAUGCCUCGCGCAAUGGAAUUUAUCUCGAAGCAUGAGAUCAAGCCGAAAGUGGAAUUAUACAAGCUUGACCAAAUCCAUGAGAUGAUGGAUUUAAUGAAAAGCGGAAAGUCCAAGACAAGGAUGGCGGUGGUGUUUUGAGGCUGAUAAUACACAGCACGCCAGCUGUAGAUAUUCAAGAUAUGAAUUUAAAUGUAAGAGAUAAAUAAUCU
This is a messenger RNA of Exophiala viscosa, 1206 nucleotides long. Its product is annotated as chaperonin 10-like protein. Gene Ontology annotation, molecular function: zinc ion binding; oxidoreductase activity. The transcript has 4 exons. The record is from RefSeq and is a predicted model, not a curated record. NCBI's taxonomy places the organism in Eukaryota, Fungi, Ascomycota, Eurotiomycetes, Chaetothyriales, Herpotrichiellaceae. The coding region runs from base 110 to 1135 and encodes 341 amino acids.